Molecule: messenger RNA, 1476 nt
Organism: Penicillium canariense
Lineage: Eukaryota; Fungi; Ascomycota; Eurotiomycetes; Eurotiales; Aspergillaceae
Product: putative MFS transporter Seo1
Exons: 5
Coding region: 1-1476 (491 amino acids)
Biological process (GO): transmembrane transport
Cellular component (GO): membrane
Molecular function (GO): transmembrane transporter activity
Source: RefSeq, a predicted model, not a curated record
AUGUCCGUUCCCCAGCAGCGACGGAAAUGGUGGCAUCUGCAAUGGUUCGCAGAUACCGAUACCAAAGAGGAGAGGCGGCUUAUUCUCAAGUUGGACCUGUUAAUCGUCCCGUAUGCAUUUCUGGCAUAUUGGACCAAGUACAUCGACCAGGCAAAUAUCAACAAUGCCUACGUCUCUGGUUUGAAGGAAGAUUUAGGCCUCCACGGAAAUGAACUCGUUCAGCUGCAGACGAUGUACACCAUUGGUGCUGUGUUGGGCCAGUUACCCUUUGCGUAUCUGUUCACCAAGCUGCCGAUGUCGUGGAUUAUCCCUUUCAUGGAUGUUGCAUGGGGUAUUUUUACUUUGGUGCAGUAUCGGGCUACUUCAUUCGCUGAAUUGGCUGCCUAUCGGUUUUUGGUUGGGUGGUUUGAGGCAGCGUUUUUCCCAGGAAUGCAUUAUAUCUUCGGAUCGUGGUAUCGCGGCGACGAGAUUGCUCGCAGAGGAGGAUGUUUCUAUGUCGGCCUCACGCUGGGCACUCUAACGGCGAGCCUCAUUCAGGCAGGAGCAUCCAGCCGUCUGGACGGGGUCAAUGGCCUUGCGGGUUGGAGAUGGAUGUACAUUAUCUGUGCAAUCAUCACUAUCCCUGUUGCCAUGUUGGGUUACUUUAUUCUCCCCGGCACACCGGACAAGCCGAACAAGCUCAUACUGAAGGAGAAAGACGUCCAUCUCGCAAAGGCCCGCCUAGAGCGCGCAGCUCACUCUGUAAAAGAGGAACCGCUCAGCUGGCGCACCUUCAUCAAGGUCGGCCGCAAUUGGAAGUUUUGGGCGCUACUCUGGGUGGAUAUCUUUUUCUGGAAUGCCUGCCUCAAUACUUCCGCUGGUGGUUAUCAGUUAUGGCUCAAGAGUCUAGAACGAUUCUCUACAAGCCGACUCAAUGAGCUCGCCGCGAUCUCUCCAGCUCUGGGCAUCUUCUAUACGCUUUUCGUAUGCUUUGCAUCAGAUUUGAUCCUUGGACCCGCAUGGGCAAUCACUGUCUCCCAUCUAUGGAAUAUUAUCGGUCUUACCAUCCUCGUGAUUUGGAAAGUCCCCGAGUCCGCGCUCUGGUUUGCUUUCUUGACUACUUACUCCGCUGUUGCCAUGUCGAGCGUCCUCUACGGCUGGAUAAAUAGCCAGAUGCGCUAUUCGCCUGUUGAGCGUUCCCUGACGCUUAUUGUUGUCAAUACUGUCGCGCAGUCAACAACUUGUUGGACACCUUUGCUGGUUUUCAAGACGGUCGAGGGGCCGCGCUUUACGAAGGGAUACUCGUUUGUUCUUGCGAAUGCGGUCUGCUUGAUUGCUUUGUCGCAUAUUGUUCAGUUUUUUAUUAGAAGAGAGGAGAGGGCCAAGGCCGGAAGAGGCAGCAGUAUCUCUGAGUCAGAUAGUGCGGAUGAUUCAACCAAUCUAGAAUCUGGGCCACAAGAAAGUAAAGUUGUUGGCAAAUUCUCUCAGUCGUUGUAG